Molecule: messenger RNA, 1636 nt
Organism: Coffea arabica (coffee)
Lineage: Eukaryota; Viridiplantae; Streptophyta; Magnoliopsida; Gentianales; Rubiaceae
Product: heterodimeric geranylgeranyl pyrophosphate synthase small subunit 2, chloroplastic-like
Biological process (GO): isoprenoid biosynthetic process
Molecular function (GO): prenyltransferase activity
Source: RefSeq, a predicted model, not a curated record
AUCAAAAUCAUUUGUACGCCGUAUGUCAACAUAUCCAGUACAACAAGUGAAAAGAAGUUUUGAUGUACGCAUGUCUGCUUCUUGAUCCUCCGACUAUUGUCUCUUGCAUAAAAAAAACGUUUAAAAGGAAAAACAUAUUAGGCAAUACUACUACAAUUUACUUCCGCGUACUCUUUCUUUCUUUCUAUAAUGUCAAUCAAUCAACCAAACGGUCUCACGCGGUUCCAUUACCAUUACUUAAAUAGCGUGAGACCUAAGGCAGUAAGCAUCAAUAAUUGCUACGUAAACAGAGAGACCUCCAGCUUCACAAACCCGUGCCCCGCGUGCUCAUGCACCACCACCACCACCCAAAAAAAAAAAGAGUAGGCCAUAAAAACGAAAUCUUGACUUCAUCUACUACCAGUAUUAUAAGUCUCCCGCACCAGCUGCAAAAAGUAUUAGCCUGCAAGAUCUGGAGUCAUCAGCAGUAGUGCUACUAUUAUAUCAUUUCCAUAUACUCCUUCCUAUCUAAGAGAAGAGAAGAUGGCUAGAGCUCUUUCAAGUUGCAAUGGAAGGGCGAAUCUUUUCGGGUCCUCCACAUCAAAUCUUCUUAGCCCAGCGUCAGUAUGCUACAGGCCUCUGGUGGUCAGAAUGUCCCGAGAGCAACCUUACUCUUACUGGGCGAACAUCGAAGCGGACGUCGAAACACAUCUAAAGGAAGCCAUCCCAAUCCGGCAUCCGGUCUCGGUCUUCGAGCCCAUGCAUCAUCUAGCCUUUGCUGCGCCGAGAACCACAGCCCCCGCCCUGUGCAUUGCUGCUUGUGAACUCGUCGGCGGCGACAGGAGCCAGGCCAUGGCUGCGGCGUCUGCUGUUCAGCUCAUGCAUGCAGCCGCGUAUGCUCACGAGCAGCUUCCCUUGACCGACAGGACCAGGCCCGCAACGGAACGUAGGUUCGGCCCGAAUAUUGAGCUCCUGACCGGGGACGGAAUGGUGCCAUUUGGGUUCGAGCUGCUGGCUGAUUCGCUGGAUUCAGCCCAAAACAAUCCGGAUCGGGUGUUGAGGGUAAUGGCCGAAAUCGCCCGGGCCACAGGAUCGCAGGGGUUGGUGGAUGGCCAAUUCAGGGAAUUCAUCAUCAGCCAAUCGGACGAGGAAGGGGCGGUCGAUGCGAGCUCGAUUGAGUAUGUGAGCAGGAAGAAAGAAGGUGAACUGCAUGCUUGUGCUGCAGCUUGUGGAGCCAUAUUAGGAGGCGGCAGCGAGGCAGAAAUCGAGAAGUUGAGAAGCUAUGGACUCUAUGCCGGAACCAUACAAGGAAUGCUACAUGGGAUUGGAAGAAAUCAAAAGGGAGUGCGAGAAAUGGUGGAAAAUUUGAGAGCAUUGGCCCUGAAAGAAGUGGAGAGUUUCAAGAAGAGAGAAAUUGAGGCAAUUUCCAGCUUGGUUCAGCCUGAACUCAGCUUCGUCUAAGGGCCUCAUAUUUUACGUAGUCUACGUACCUAUCAAAAAUGAUAGUAAUAAAUAUAUGUCGUUACCAAAACCAAAAGAAAAGAAAUUUCAAAGAUGAAGUGUGAAGACAAAAUAUGAUGUAAUGUGUCUGGCUGCAUGUGUGACAUCUUCUUCUGCUAUUUGAUUAUGAGAAAGCAACUAGAUACUCUUCCUGCGA